GACAAGUCCGGCGAGGCGCGUUCCCGCCGCUCCGCCGCCCUCCCCUCCCCCGCCCGCCCGCCCAGCCGGCGCCGCCCGCGCUGCCACACGCACCCACUCCCGCACACGCCCGCGGGUGCCCGCGGCCUCUGCAGGGGAAGAAACACAAGGAACUGAUCGAAACUCCAGGUAGAAGAUAAAUUUUGGAAUAAGAAGAAACUUGUGUACACUGAAAAGAAAUCACAGAAGGAUUGUUGAGAAGAGUCUAGAGUACAAGUUCCGGUAGGAAAAUGACUCGCCUGGCACGGGAGCAGGAGUUAUGAGCCAUGUCCCAGUGAGACCGGUGGAAUUAAGAGCAAAUGCCUGGAGAAGUCCAGUUGCACAGAGCAGUGCUACAGCUCUUGUGAACUGCGGGUAUCGACGCCUCUCAGACUCGCUUCUCUGGCCCCGAGCACUCUGCCAGUAAUUCCUGCCCCACGAAUGGCUACUCAGAGGAAGCACUUGGUGAAAGAUUUCAAUCCUCAUAUCACCUGCUAUAUCUGUAAAGGCUAUCUCAUCAAGCCAACUACAGUAACCGAGUGCCUCCAUACCUUUUGUAAGACUUGUAUUGUUCAACACUUUGAAGACAGCAAUGACUGUCCCAGGUGUGGCAACCAAGUGCAUGAGACCAAUCCACUAGAAAUGUUAAGGCUGGAUAACACCUUAGAGGAAAUUAUAUUUAAGUUGGUGCCUGGACUUCGAGAACAGGAACUGCAGCGAGAGAUCGAAUUUUGGAAGAAAAACAAACCCCAAGAAAAUGGACAAGAUGAAAGUCCAAAAGCUGAUAAACCCAAAGUAGAUGAGGAGUGUGAUGAAAACGAAGAAGAUAAAGACUAUCACAGGAGUGACCCACAGAUUGCUAUCUGCCUCGACUGUUUGCGCAACAAUGGGCAGUCAGGAGAUAAUGUAGUCAAAGGUUUAAUGAAGAAAUUUAUCCGCUGUUCUACUCGAGUGACUGUGGGAACUAUCAAAAAGUUUCUCAGCUUAAAAUUAAAACUUCCAAGUUCUUAUGAGCUGGAUGUACUAUGCAACGGAGAAAUUAUGGGGAAGGAUCAUACUAUGGAAUUCAUCUAUAUGACAAGAUGGAGACUAAGAGGCGAAAACUUUCGGUGUCAGAACUGCUCAUCUUCGCAAGUCUGCUCACAGGAUGGCACUUUUUAUCAGUCUUACCCCAUGGUACUUCAGUAUCGACCUAGAAUUGACUUCGGUUAGACCAAAGGGCCAGAUCCCACUGAGAUGAAUCCUGCACUAUUUGUUUACCCAUCGACAGAUUGCACAAUGAAUGGAUGUGCCUGGACUGGGGGGACACAGCCAGAUUUUCAGCAUGCAAAUAAGGACAUUGUCUUUCUUAAAAGUGUCAGUUGCAUCUCUGUUGUUUCUAUUAGAGCAAGCCAAGUGCCAUUCUGCUACUGAAAUGUGCAUAAGAUAUUUGUGUAUCUUAAGGGUGUGCUGCAAAUCAUAGCCAAAAUCAUGAAGUGUACAGUCAAGAUUCAAAAACUAUGGAAUAUUUUUGCUUGCGUGUUAGAAAAUUUUUCUGGUCCUAAUAUUGAUUACAUUAGCAAAAUGGCAGAGUGCUCAUUCCAUGUGGUGUUGCAGUUUCACACACUUACUAUUUUACUGAAUAUUGUUGUUUAAAUCAUAGAGUACUGUAAAAAUAACUAAGGAUUAUACCUUGACAAUAUUUUGUAUAGAAAAUAUAUUUAGAAAUGUGGUGGUUGGGCCACUACCUUUUUCUUGAUAAGGUUCUCAUGGGUCCAGGUAUAGCUCACUCAUGAGCGUGCAACAGUCCUUUUGCAGUGAAUGAAGAUUAAUUACACUUAACAAGAGGUGUAGAACAUGAUAAUUCAAAAUAGUAAUUUUAAAUCUUCUAAAUAGAUUCUGCUAAUAUUGCUUAAAAGCAUUGCAGCCUUUGUGAUUGCACUUUUCUAUGGUUUCCCUGAAGAUUGGUAUUUGGGAUACUACCUAUUUUUGGAAGAUGGCUUCUGGUCAGAUUACAUUUCUUCUAAUUAAGCUUCCACAAAAAUGAAGCUAAAAUAAUAUAAAUGUCUAUGGAACAAAUAAAUUUCACUACAAAAUUACAAGCAAGGCAAAAUUUUACAUAAUUAUUACCUCUCAUAAUAAGCAUUUCCUUUUAAGAUUGGAUGGAGGUCUAUAGUAUGUGAAAACAAAAGUAAUAUAUAGCUUUAAUUACGUAUUGUACCUCUUGCAACUAUCUGGAGUUUAGAAUUCAUUACAGAAAUUUUCAUUAGUUAAAGUCACAUCAUAAAACUAUUUCCAUAAAAUUAGAGGUAAUGCAAUAUUGAAGAUAAGCAGUCUGACCAAUAUAAUUGUUCAGGUCAUCUUUUUUCCUAAGACCUGGUAGUGCUGGAUAAAAAGUGAUUGUUGCCUUAGAUAUUGUAAGCAUAAUGGUUCUAGUAUGGAAAUUUUAUUGGGUUUUUUGGUAAUGUUGCAGGGAGCAUAGCAAUGUGUAUGUUUUCUGUAGUCUUCCAUUGUCUUUACUCUGCUUAAUAGUUAGUUGAGUUUUUCUCUUCAGGUUCUCUGGAGAUACUUAUAGUUCAGUAACUUUAUGUAAUUUCUACUUAAUAGAUGCCUGCUAGUGUUGUAGAUAGCUAUUUACUUUCUUUAUGCCUUUUGCAUACAGCAAAAAGGAACCAAAUUAAUUUUUCAGAAGCUACUGUAGAGUGAACUGGUUGUUCUUAGACAAAGUGAAAAUUCUUUCUUGGGAUCAAGCAUAAAAGAUGGAUGCAAGGCUGUAAAUCUUUUGUUAGUGUAUGUCCCUGUACAUUAGUAAGUUCUGUAGGAGAAAUAAGCAUGUUGUGGAUUAAAUCUAGCCCCUUUAAUGUU
Molecule: messenger RNA, 2862 nt
Organism: Pipra filicauda (Wire-tailed manakin)
Lineage: Eukaryota; Metazoa; Chordata; Aves; Passeriformes; Pipridae
Gene: PCGF5
Product: polycomb group ring finger 5
Exons: 11
Coding region: 460-1230 (256 amino acids)
Biological process (GO): regulation of transcription by RNA polymerase II
Cellular component (GO): PRC1 complex
Source: RefSeq, a predicted model, not a curated record